CUGCUGGGUGCCGGUGAAUCCGGGAAGAGCACAAUUGUCAAGCAGAUGAAGAUCAUUCAUGAGGAUGGGUAUUCUGAAGAAGAGUGCCGCCAGUAUCGGGCUGUGGUCUUCAGCAACACCAUUCAGUCCAUUAUGGCAAUUAUUAAGGCUAUGGGCAACCUCAAGAUAGAUUUUGGAGACCCUGCCAGGGCGGAUGAUGCAAGGCAGUUAUUUGCUCUCUCCAGCACUGCCGAAGAACAGGGUAUACUCCCAGAUGACCUGGCCGGGGUUAUUCGCAGACUCUGGGCCGACCCAGGGGUACAGGCCUGCUUCAGCCGUUCCCGUGAAUAUCAGCUCAAUGAUUCUGCUGCAUAUUAUCUGAAUGAUCUGGAGCGCAUUGCUCGGUCUGAUUAUGUUCCUACUCAGCAAGAUGUUCUCAGGACACGAGUGAAAACUACUGGAAUCGUGGAGACACACUUCACCUUUAAAGACCUGCACUUCAAAAUGUUUGAUGUCGGGGGACAGCGUUCUGAGCGAAAGAAAUGGAUCCACUGCUUUGAGGGAGUGACUGCAAUUAUAUUUUGCGUGGCGCUCAGUGCCUACGACCUGGUGUUGGCAGAGGAUGAAGAGAUGAAUCGGAUGCACGAGAGCAUGAAAUUAUUUGACAGUAUCUGUAACAACAAAUGGUUCACCGAGACAUCCAUCAUCCUCUUCCUCAACAAAAAGGAUCUCUUUGAGGAGAAGAUCACCCGCAGCCCUCUCAGUAUCUGCUUCCCUGAGUACUCUGGUGCCAAUCAGUACGACGAAGCUGCUAGUUACAUCCAGACUAAGUUUGAGGAUUUAAACAAGAGGCGUGACACAAAGGAGAUAUACACACAUUUCACAUGUGCCACCGACACAAAAAAUGUACAGUUUGUGUUUGAUGCUGUGACGGACGUGAUCAUCAAGAACAACCUGAAGGACUGUGGCCUUUUCUAACCAACAGGGCCGAGCCAUUGAUGUGUGCGGGUUGGGGAGGGAAGCACCUUCCAGGCGUCUGUGGAUUUUACAGUUUUUAUCCCAAGUUUGUUGCAUUUUGUAAUUUUACCUUUCUCCUGCUGGAUCAAAGUGUGCUGAAUGGAGCAAUGCUCUUUCAAAAGCUGUGCUUCUCAGGCCGUGCUGGACAGUGUACAGUUCAUACCAAUUUUCACUUUUUAUAAACCUGGAACAUUGCCUGUGCUGCCAGGGGAAAGCAUUUUGGAAGCCUCCCCGUGUCUUUAAGGAAGUCCAAGGCCAUCCUGAAUCAUUCCUGGAUCCCACAAGCAGUUGCUAUUUCCCUGGGGGGCACUUCAUGUCUGUUCUGGAUACCCCCCCGUACCCUUUAAACCAAGGGCUGUUUUGGACCGUUUCAUGUUGCAUAUAAAAAGCACCAGCCUCUGAUUUCUGAUGCAUCUUUGUGCACGUGCAUGCAAGUGGUAAUGGUGAUUUAUUCCCUCCUUGGUCACAAAGACUUCACAUCUGCAGGCCCAACCAGCUGCAAUGGAUCAACCCAUUCUGUAGUUACAGCUCCCCUGCUAGUUGGGCCUUCAGUAGUCCAGUACAAAAAGCCUUUGGCCACCAGCAUUCCUACCUUCAUAACAUUCUUCUUGAUUACUGACUGCCAGAAUAGACCCAGCUCAGGGUUUGUUGCCUGCGGCAGUGGACUCCUUACAUUUUUUGUUUUGCCCAAAUGCUACAUGAAAGAGCAGAGAAGGUGCAGUACUGGCAAUGAAGGAUUAACCCUUCCCUGCUGAUUCACAUUCCUUUUUAAAAUCUUACUAAAGAAAGAAACCAUGAAAUGCAAAUGAUAACUAGAAUAAUUAGCUGGGGGUGGAGCCUUCUACCUGGGGAAAGUUGGGGGGCGGGGGGGGGGGGGGUGGAAGGUCCCCCCAGAAGGUUUCCACCAGUAGCUUUUUGUGCCUUUGGCUGAUCUGUGUGUUUUUAUAUUUUAUUUUGUUUUAUUAAUUAUUGUAACUUUAGCUCAGUAAAAACCUCAUUAAUAUUAUGCUCUUUAUUAACCCUUUCUUCUUCCUCAACCUCAUUAUUUCCUACUUCUUCUCUUUCUCAGUUCUCCUUCCAUAGCCUCUAAAUACCCCUAAGGCUCCACUCUCUCUCUUUCUCUCCUCUCCGAUAAGCACUUCCCCCCCGCCAACAUAAACUGAUUUUGUGGCAGCAAAGGAGUUAACAUUGUCCCAUUGUGUCCCUGUAUUGUUAUCGUGGACCGCACUGUUUCUAAAGAUGUGGGAAACUUUAUUUUUAUUAGUUUAAAUUAUUUUUGUAACAAUGAAGAUGUAAUACUGAGCUCCGCUUACUGUCCCCUCCGAGUGAGAAACCCCAUUUGAUUUGGCAGGUCCUAAAUGAAAGAUAGUGGCGAGGGGGCAAUGGCAGGUCCGUGGUCCUCACCCAUCCAAAAUAUUCCACAGGCCUUACCUUUCCCAUCACUGGGUAGUUAUUCCUGCAGAGAGCGGCUGCAUAAUCCCCAGCCUCAGUACGGCAAUGGCACAGACAGUUGGUGUGACUUGGGAUUUUAACGGGGUUAUUUAUUAAAAGACACUUCAUUUGCCCUGAAGCAGUAACCCAUAGCAACCAAUCAGCAGGUAGAAUUUACAGGUCACCUGUUUAAAAGCAAACAUCUUAUUGGUUGCCAUUGGUUACUGCUCCUGGGCAAACAUAGGGCCUUUUAUUAAAUAUGGGGGUUAAAGUUGUAGCUCUCUGCAACAAAAUCUCAUAAAUAGAAUUAGUUUGCAUUAAUGUAUUUAGUGACUGAUUUCGCAGCCUGAUUUGGCUGUAAUUAUUCUGGCCUUUACUGUUCCGAAUGUCACUCCCUAUGUCACCAGAUUAAUACACGGAGUUUGUCUCUUUAUAAAGUUAAAGGGCACAUAACCAUCAACGCUACUUAAAGACCAAAUACAAUGGCCCUCCAUGGCACAUACACCUAAUAAGCACAGCAGCAGCAGCAGCAAAUCUCAGGCAGUGCAAAUGGCACAUAGAAUUGUAUUUAUAUUAUAUUUAUAUAUGACACCUAAUGAUCCCGUCCAUGUGGGGAAGCCUUGCACAGACAGAGGAGGUGCCGCCAUCCCAUCACUCUCAAUACAAUAAGGAGCUUUAAGUGUCUGUGGCUUUUUUAUUCUGUUAUUAGUCUGUGUAUCACAAACCUUAAAAAAAAAAUAUACAAAUAAAAUCUACUGUUUACAUGCUCUAAAAUAUCAAAAAAAAGGAUACAUAGUUCCUUUUAACUCUUAAAUUGUCUUAAGAGCGACGCCCUAUGAAUUUUUUUGGAUGGUUGAGAGAGCUUGGGAAACGCACACAGACAGGGAACAACAGGGAGACCAAACAGAGCAAAGGUGACACAUAUCCAUGGGAACAGUGCCCAGAGAGGAACAGCAGGUAGACUUGCCUUUGUUAAGCCAAUCAUUCCCAGAUUAGGUCGGUGGGAAGGAACGAGCUUAGCCUUCGUCCUGUUGUGAUGGGUGGCGCCUGUUAGAAACUGCUUUUUAACUCCCUCGCAAGGACCGCAGCCUGUAUCUUUUUUUUUUUUUUCUCACUAGUUUUUUUUUCUCUAAAAUUGUUCACUUUUUAAAUAAUAAAAUGUAGAAAUUG
Molecule: messenger RNA, 3597 nt
Organism: Xenopus tropicalis (tropical clawed frog)
Lineage: Eukaryota; Metazoa; Chordata; Amphibia; Anura; Pipidae
Gene: gnai2
Product: guanine nucleotide binding protein (G protein), alpha inhibiting activity polypeptide 2
Exons: 9
Coding region: 46-957 (303 amino acids)
Biological process (GO): signal transduction; G protein-coupled receptor signaling pathway; adenylate cyclase-modulating G protein-coupled receptor signaling pathway
Cellular component (GO): heterotrimeric G-protein complex; plasma membrane; centrosome
Molecular function (GO): guanyl nucleotide binding; GTPase activity; GTP binding
Source: RefSeq, a predicted model, not a curated record